AUGCAGCGCGCUGUUGCAGCGGUGGUGUACCCUGGCUUCUACCCGGCCGGCUACAUGAGCCACGCCGUGGGGGCGGGCUCGCUGGCGCAGUGCGGGGCGGGGGCGGCGCAGUGCGGGGGCCAGGCGCCGCCGCCCAAGAGGAAGCGCCGCCACCGCACCAUCUUCACGGAGGAGCAGCUGGAGCAGCUGGAGGCCACCUUCGACAAGACGCACUACCCCGACGUGGUGCUGCGCGAGCAGCUGGCGCUCAAGGUCGACCUCAAGGAGGAGCGCGUCGAGGUGUGGUUCAAGAACCGGCGCGCCAAGUGGCGCAAGCAGAAGCGCGAGGAGCAGGAGCGACUGCGCAAGCUGCAGGAGGAGCGGGACGAGUCCUCGGACCUGGAGGUCGCGUAACUGUUGCGCCCGGAACGGCACGGCUCGGUCCAGCUCAACCCGGCCCGGAGGGGCUUAACGUCGCUCGGUCCGGGUCGACCCGGCACGGAGGGGCAUCAGUGGCUCGGUCCAGAUCGACCCGGCCCGUUUUGGCUCAGCACGGCACGGAGCGGCUCGGCAUGGCCCUGUCCAUGUCGACCCGGCGUCGAGGGUUCAUCAGUGGCCUGGCCCAGCACGUCCCGGCAUGGACUGACAUCACAUGGCUUGGUCCUGCUCGACCUGGCUCGACGUGGCUCAUCUCGGCUCAGCACACCAUGGUGUGUCUUGGCGUGGCCUGGCCCAGCACAUCACUGAAUUAACUGGCAUCACAUGGCUUGGUCCUGCUCGACCUGGCUCGACGUGGCUCAUCUCGGCUCAGCACACCACGGUGUGUCUUGGCGUGGCCUGGCCCAGCACAUCACUGAAUGAACUGGCAUCACAAUGCUUGGUCCUGCUCGACCUGACUCGACAUGGCUCAUCUCGGCUCAGCACACCAUGGUGUGUCUUGGCGUGGCCUGGCCCAGCACAUCACUGAAUUAACUGGCAUCACAAUGCUUGGUCCUGCUCGACCUGACUCGACAUGGCUCAUCUCGGCUCAGCACACCAUGGUGUGUCUUGGCAUGGCCUGGCCCAGCACAUCACUGAAUUAACUGGCAUCACAAUGCUUGGUCCUGCUCGACCUGACUCGACAUGGCUCAUCUCGGCUCAGCACACCAUGGUGUGUCUUGGCAUGGCCUGGCCCAGCACAUCACUGAAUUAACUGGCAUCACAUGGCUUGGUCCUGCUCGACCUGGCUCGACGUGGCUCAUCUCGGCUCAGCACACCAUGGUGUGUCUUGGCGUGGCCUGGCCCAGCACAUCACUGAAUUAACUGGCAUCACAUGGCUUGGUCCUGCUCGACCUGGCUCGACGUGGCUCAUCUCGGCUCAGCACACCAUGGUGUGUCUUGGCGUGGCCUGGCCCAGCACAUCACUGAAUUAACUGGCAUCACAUGGCUUGGUCCUGCUCGACCUGGCUCGACGUGGCUCAUCUCGGCUCAGCACACCACGGUGUGUCUUGGCGUGGCCUGGCCCAGCACAUCACUGAAUGAACUGGCAUCACAUGGCUUGGUCCUGCUCGACCUGGCUCGACGUGGCUCAUCUCGGCUCAGCACACCAUGGUGUGUCUUGGCGUGGCCUGGCCCAGCACAUCACUGAAUGAAUUGGCAUCACAUGGCUUGGUCCUGCUCGACCUGGCUCGACGUGGCUCAUCUCGGCUCAGCACACCAUGGUGUGUCUUGGCGUGGCCUGGCCCAGCACAUCACUGAAUGAACUGGCAUCACAAUGCUUGGUCCUGCUCGACCUGACUCGACAUGGCUCAUCUCGGCUCAGCACACCAUGGUGUGUCUUGGCAUGGCCUGGCCCAGCACAUAACUGAAUGAACUGGCAUCACAUGGCUUGGUCCUGCUCGACCUGGCUCGACGUGGCUCAUCUCGGCUCAGCACACCACGGUGUGUCUUGGCGUGGCCUGGCCCAGCACAUCACUGAAUGAACUGGCAUCACAUGGCUUGGUCCUGCUCGACCUGGCUCGACGUGGCUCAUCUCGGCUCAGCACACCACGGUGUGUCUUGGCGUGGCCUGGCCCAGCACAUCACUGAAUGAACUGGCAUCACAUGGCUUGGUCCUGCUCGACCUGACUCAACAUGGCUCAUCUCGGCUCAGCACACCAUGGUGUGUCUUGGCGUGGCCUGGCCCAGCACGUCUCGACAUGGACUGGCAUCACGUGGCUUGGUCCAGCUACACUUGGCUCGGUUAGUUUUGGCACGGAGCGGCAUGGCGUGCAUCAGUCUAGCACGGGUCCAGCGCGGUGUAGCACAUCGUUGCACGAGGCAGUGUGAAGUAUCUCUGCUCUUGACAGCAUGGCCCGGUCCUGUUUGGUGCGUCAAGGCACGGAAUCGGAAUUUCAGCCACUGUAUUGGUUCCUUGCUGUUAGCAAUUUGCAGCUGCAGAAUAGCUUAAGGGUUGAAUUACAAUGAAGAUGUACGAUAUACUGGGAAAAAAGAAUAAAGGAGCAAUACCAACAGGUGAAGAGAUAGCACAUGGCGACAGAUGGUGACUGGGUGAUCUCAAUGUCAAUAAGUACCCUUCUGUUGUCGAAUUUACAGCCCGGCCAUAAGUCGCUUCCUGGUUUCAACAACCAUUUUCUCGGCAUAGGAUACACAACAAACUAAAUAAUUUUUAUUUAAAAACGUUUUUGGCUAUAUAAUAAAGUCCACCCGGCAAUAAACAGUGUUGGCUUGUAGUUCACCAUUAUACCCAGUCUCUUCGGGGUGGGAUAUGUUGGCUUUGCUGUCUGAUGCUCAAAAUAAACCAUUUAUUUGUUGCAGUGAUCUGAAGACAUUACCUUUACACGUUAACCAAACAAAAUUUAAAAAAAACAUCAAGCAUGCAAUGAGUAAUGAUGUUCUUUAAUCUAAGCUCUCUCGGAAACCAAUCGACGCGUGGCUAUAUGCGCCAGCCUCAAACUGACUUAACUUUGUGUCGACUCGUCUUGUGUUUGUAUGUACUGUGCUGCAGCCUGGGCAUUUUAACCUUGUACAUAACCCUGUCCAUCUAGUCCAACAUUUUGUACAUAUUGAUCGUUAUUGAAUGUAGAAAUUUAUCUUUGUGUCAUGGUUUGUUCUCUCUCUCGUUCAUUGCGUAUGUCGUUUGUUAUUGUCGUAUAACAAGUAUAACUGUAACGUAUUAAAUAAAAUGUGUUGAA
Messenger RNA from Bacillus rossius redtenbacheri, 3152 nucleotides. RefSeq names its product homeobox protein goosecoid-like. Gene Ontology annotation, molecular function: DNA-binding transcription factor activity, RNA polymerase II-specific; RNA polymerase II cis-regulatory region sequence-specific DNA binding. Gene Ontology annotation, biological process: regulation of transcription by RNA polymerase II. NCBI's taxonomy places the organism in Eukaryota, Metazoa, Arthropoda, Insecta, Phasmatodea, Bacillidae. Bases 1 to 393 code for a protein of 130 amino acids. The transcript has 2 exons. Gene Ontology annotation, cellular component: nucleus. The record is from RefSeq and is a predicted model, not a curated record.